AUGCUAGGGGCCAUCGUCGACACCAGCCUUGGGGACGAUGAGUUCCAUGAAGACUCAACAACCCAUUCUUUGCAGGCCUACGUCGCCGGCCUGGUGGGCCACGAAGCCUCGCUUCUCGUCUUGUCGGGUACUAUGGGCAACCAGGUGGCCAUCCGGGCUGCUCUUAGAUCCCCCCCUUAUUCUCUCGUCGCCGAUAAUCGAGCCCACGUUGCCACAUAUGGUGCCGGAGGCAUGUCAACCAUCUGUGGCGCCGUUAUCAAGCCCGUCAUGCCAUCCAAUGGCCAUCACUUGACUCUAGACGACGUCCAGCGCCACAGCACCACGACGGAGACAAUGUACGACUACCCAACUAGAGUGAUAAGCUUGGAAAACACCCUUUUGGGUACUAUAAUGCCCCUCGCCGAUGCUCGUGCCAUCUCCCAGUGGGCGCGUUCGCAGACGCCGCCGAUCCAUAUGCACUUAGACGGAGCUCGUGUCUGGGAGGCCGUUGCCGCCGGAGCCUUUACCCUGCGGGAGAUUGCCCAAUGCUUCGACAGCAUGCAGCUAUGUUUGGCCAAGGGCAUCGGGGCACCCCUCGGCAGCGUCGUGGUUGGAAGCUCCCGCUUUAUCGAGCGGGCGAGAUGGAGCCGACACUUUAUGGGUGGCGGGAUGCGCGCGUCUGGAAUAAUUGCCGCGCCAGCCAGGGUGGCCAUUGACAAUGUCUUUUUGGGCGGCAAGCUCAAACGGCCCCAGGAAAUGGCCAGACGCGCCUCUGCUCUGUGGGAACAACUCGGAGGCAAGCUUCUAGUGCCAACCGAGACAAACAUGGUGGUGCUGAACCUCGAGGCAUCGGGCUUGGCCCCUUUAGAGUUUCAUGUCAUGGCUCGCAAGUUUGGCGUUAAAACCAUGGACUUGGUGGGCGCUCGCAUUGUCUUUCACUACCAGGUUUCUGAGGAUUCGUUCCAACGGCUCUGUGACUUGUUCGAGGCUAUUAUGACACAAGGGAGUCGUGUUUGA
Purpureocillium takamizusanense is the source of this 996-nucleotide messenger RNA. Its product is annotated as Low-specificity L-threonine aldolase. The record is from RefSeq and is a predicted model, not a curated record. Gene Ontology annotation, cellular component: cytosol. Gene Ontology annotation, biological process: L-threonine catabolic process; glycine biosynthetic process. NCBI's taxonomy places the organism in Eukaryota, Fungi, Ascomycota, Sordariomycetes, Hypocreales, Ophiocordycipitaceae. The transcript has a single exon. The coding region runs from base 1 to 996 and encodes 331 amino acids. Gene Ontology annotation, molecular function: L-allo-threonine aldolase activity.